Molecule: messenger RNA, 501 nt
Organism: Rotaria sp. Silwood2
Lineage: Eukaryota; Metazoa; Rotifera; Eurotatoria; Philodinida; Philodinidae
Source: the annotation of a GenBank genome assembly
AUGGAAAAUCUUCAAUUUACAAAAGAAAUGCGUAAUGAAAUAGUUGAUUUAUCUGCAUUUAAUUAUUGUGUUAAUAAUGAGCCAAAAAUUGAAGAACAUAUUCGUGAUGGUCAACGAACAUCAAUGCAAUGGAAUUCAACUGAAAUAAAUAGUAGAUUUACAAAUGCAUGUAAAGCAUAUCUUCCAUUAUCAAAAUCAUGGAAAACAAUAAAUAUUGAAAAUCAAUUAAAAGAUUCUCGUUCUCGUAUCAAUUUAUUUAAACAAUUAAUUAAACUUAGAGAAAAUCCUUCAUUCUAUGGUGGAAAAUAUAAACUUAUUUUAGCUAAUAAACAAAUAUAUUCAUUUAUUCGAUGGUUAAAUAAAUCAAUAUCUAUUCCAAUUUAUCUCGUUGUUAUUAAUAUGAUUGGGGCUAGUAGAAAUGAUCCAGACAAUGAAUAUGUUAAAAUUGAUUUUAUUCAAUUAUUAAAAUGUAAAAACAAAAAGAUUCUCAAGGCAAAGUAA